Messenger RNA from Limulus polyphemus (Atlantic horseshoe crab), 2514 nucleotides. Its product is annotated as CREB-regulated transcription coactivator 3-like. The transcript has 13 exons. Bases 116 to 2203 code for a protein of 695 amino acids. Gene Ontology annotation, molecular function: cAMP response element binding protein binding. Gene Ontology annotation, biological process: protein homotetramerization; positive regulation of transcription by RNA polymerase II. Gene Ontology annotation, cellular component: cytoplasm; nucleus. Lineage: Eukaryota; Metazoa; Arthropoda; Merostomata; Xiphosura; Limulidae. The record is from RefSeq and is a predicted model, not a curated record.
UUUAUUAACUGUCAUUUGGAAUAUAUGUGAUGAAGAUUUAAAAACUUUAUUGUUUUGUAAAAAGUAACAUAGUGAUUUUAAAACGUUUUUAAAUAAUGUAACUUAAAUUAAAACGAUGGCAAAUCCAAGGAAAUUUAGUGAGAAGAUUGCUCUUCACACUCAGAAGCAAGCAGAGGAAACUGCAGCGUUUGAACAAGUUAUGCGGGAAGUUCUUGGAGCAAAACGGGUUGUUCAUCAGAAACAACAACUACUGAUUAAUCAGUCUCUUGGAGCUUAUAGAGGAGGUUCUUUGCCAAAUGUUAAUCAGAUAACCAGCACUAGUGGUGGUGAGCAGCAGGGAGUAGCAAUGAGAUUGGAAGAUGGAAAGCAAGCUUAUGAUCUAAGUGAAAGAUUGGAUGUAGACCGAACUAGGCAGUUUUGUUCACAGGCAUUAAGACAAAUUGGAAAUGAUAAACAGAUGAAUGAUUUUAUAUUGACAAGUGGAGGUCAAGCAUACUUAUCUCCACCUAUUGAUUCAAACUGGAGAAGAGCUACUUCUGACUCGGCUCUUCACCAAACUGCAACACAUUUACAAGACAUCGCCCAACUAAUGGCACAGAAAAAGGGACCACGUCAUGAAAUGGAUUAUGCACAACUGUCAUCAAAUGUAUGUGAUCCUAAAAAGCAACAAGAAGACAAUAUUUUAUCGCAUUUGUCUCAAUCCCUGCCAAAAUCCAGUGAGAUACCUGAUGUAGAUAUAUAUCCCUUGGUUGAUGAAAGCAGCUUGAUGCAUAUUGCUAUGUCCAGUAACACUGGUUCUCUGCCAGAUUUAACCAACCUACAGUUUCCUUCUCCCCUUGCCACACCAAUUGACAUUGAGGAUCAUACAGGAACACUAAUCACCUCUCCCUACAACUCAAGAAGCUCACCACAAACUAUGUCUGGGAACCUCUCCUCAACCUUGUCUCCAACUCAGCAACACACUCAUGCUAUUGAAACUGGAUUGAGUGAAGUGGGUCUAACCCCUCUAACUCCUGUUGUUGGACACAGCGGAGAUCGAGGGGGAAGCCGUCAUUCUAGUCCUGGUCCAUCUCCUUCACCCUCAUCACGACAUCGUCAUCAUCAUAAUCAAAAUAUAUUGGUGAUUGGUGGUGGUAGUUCUAGAAGUCGAGGACAUCAGCACGUUUCUCAUACAUUGAAACAACAAGUAGGUUAUAAUCGACCUACAAGACUUGACCAGGUUCAAAUGACAGUGGAGGGCCUGGCAAAAGAAACUAAAGGUCUCUCUUUAAAUAAUUACUCCUCACAACAAUCUGAACUUGGUGUUUACCUUGAACAACAGGCAUACUCAGCUUCUUCUCAUAAUAUUUAUGGAAACAAACCAGAAGCCUUGUCCCAGAUUUCUAUGGGCUUGUAUCACAACAGCGGGCCAUCUGACCAUUCGUGUAGUGCUCCAACAUCUCCUGUGGCACACAGUAUUUCUCCUGUUGAUUCUCCUGGUUUAGGGUUUAGCCUCCCCUUGAAUAAAAGUCCCUUCACUGACACAAACUACUACUUUCAACAACACCACCAACAAGCCAAAUCUCUUCAGCAGCAACUAGAACAGAUUAAAAUGUUAAACGAAGCAACUGAACAGACUGAUCAGUUGUCAGUGUUCAGUGACAACAACUCACCAGGUAUUGGGAACAUUCCUAUGUCACACACUAGUUCUGGCUCUGGUUAUGCAGCCGUUGAUGUAAGAUCAAGUGGUAAGAGUGAAACACUUGUAGAAGGAACUAAGUUCCUUUACCCUGAUGUGUUAGCCCAAGAUAUGAUGAGUAAUCAAGACACACUAGAGAUGGCCAUCCAGUUGUACGGCAUGGAUUCAUCAGGAUCAGAUACUCAUCUACAGUCUCCUUCUUUUUUGUCUACUUCUAAUGUGUUGUCUUCAAGUCAUCCACCCACACCUAAAACUCCACAAACACCAACAAGUAUUCCUGAUAUUGUUCUAACAGGUCCUGGGGUUGAGGAACAUUUAAUGAAACAAGAUUUUGCUAGUGGUUUGAGUACAGCAAUGGCCAACCUCUCUGGCUGUUUUGAUGCUGAUUUCUUCCCUGCAGAUGAAGCAUUAAGGGCUGGACUAGAUCCAAUUGAUUUGGAUGGGUUGCAGAUCCUUACAGAUCCAGAUAUAUCUGUAAUUACUGAUCCUGCCACAGAGGAAACAUUUCGCCUGGAUCGUUCAUAGUUUUCUGGUGUCAAUGAACUAUCGUAAGUUGGUUCAUGAAGCAGGAAACCAUAUAUUAUUAUAAAUAUUGUGCAUUUAUAGAGUAACAGUAACGAUUAUUAAAUGAAAGAAAGAUUUUUUUCAUUAUCAAAAUGCUGUUGAAUAUGAUAAAUGAGUGCCAAAUGAAGGAAAACACAAAAAUUACAUGGAUAUUCUCUUGUGAAAAAAGUAUAAACAUUUUGAUGGUAUAUCUAGUUUUAGGAGUUUAUGAACACUAAAUACAUCCACAUCUUUAGUCAUAGAAAAAAGUAUUACAAUAAAAACAAGUUGAU